This is a messenger RNA of Cuscuta campestris, 1432 nucleotides long. NCBI's taxonomy places the organism in Eukaryota, Viridiplantae, Streptophyta, Magnoliopsida, Solanales, Convolvulaceae. The record is from the annotation of a GenBank genome assembly.
GUAUAAUUAUUACAGAGUGAAUGUCUUCCUUCCAGACCCGACCCGUCGAUCUGCUCUUCCUAAUACUUAAUCUUCUCCUUCUAGUUCUACCUCAGAAUUCGGUUCGUUGUUACCCGGAUGACCCGUUUGUUCCGAUCCAAAUCUUACCCUUCCGGCCAAUUCGCCGGCGGUUCUCGAUCGGCGCUCCGCGCUUGCGAUGAAGAUUACGAGUGCGACGAGGAGGCUGUGAGGCGAGGGAAUUCUGGGGCUUCCGAUGCUGUGACGGCGCCGUUUCGGCGCAAGAAUAGGGGUCAGGAUGCGGCGCAACCGUUACUGACGGCGCUGGUGGCGGCGCUGAGGAAGUCGCUGGUGAGUUGCAGCACAGUCGAGAGGGACGAUGUGGCGGACAACAUGGACAUCGGAUUGCCUGUCGACGUUCGGCACCUCUCUCACGUCACCUUCGAUCGAUUCGAUGGAUUUCUCGGAUUGCCGGAUGAGCUCCGGCCCCACGUCCCAUGCAAAGUCCCCAGCGCCAGUAUGAGUGUAUUUGGAGUUUCUGCACAGUCAAUGCAGUGCUCUUAUGAUUAUAGAGGAAACAGCGUGCCUACUAUUCUUCUUAAGAUGCAGAGUCGCCUGUAUUCGAAUGGAGGACUUCGGGUAGAAGGAAUAUUCAGAAUAAAUGCUGAGAAUAAUGAAGAAAAAUGUGUUAGAUAUAUGCUGAACCGAGGAGUUGUUCCAUAUGGGAUCGACGUCCAUUGCUUGGCUGGAUUGAUCAAGGCGUGGCUAAGGGAGCUGCCGAGUGGGGUUCUUGAUUCUCUUUCCCCAGAACAGGUGAUACAGUGCAACACCGAAGAAGACUAUGCACGACUUGUUGGUCUGCUUCCUCCCACCGAAGCUGCACUGUUUGACUGGGUGGUGAAUUUGAUGGCAGAUGUGGUGGAGCAAGAGCGUUACAACAAGAUGAAUGCUAGAAAUAUUGCCAUGGUUUUUGCCCCAAACAUGACCAAGGUGGCUGAUCCAUUGGUGGCUCUGAUUCACGCAGUUCAUGUCAUGAACUUCCUCAACGCAGUUAUAAGGAAGACCCUUGUUGAAAGAGAUGGUAAAGUUGGGAAUCAGAAAGCUGGGUUGAAGAAGAGUGAAAUCAUUGUGAGUCUGGGACUGUAAAUAUAGUUUGAAAAAAUGGGUUAAAAUAUGUUCUUUACAGUGCUAUAGUGUGCAGUUUUCUUCACUCGUGUAAAUGGUUCCAUUUAUAUAAAUGUAAAUAUAAAUAUUAUACUCUUGAUAAAUAAAUCACCCCAUUUCCUUAGGGGUGGUUCUUAGCAAUGUCAUGGGAUGACUCGGGAAGCCUACGAAAAAUUGACGGUUCAUACCUCCCUUAACUCCCCCAUCCCCCGGUAAACCCCCACCCCGGCCCAAAUUUUGACUCCAAAACCAAUAAACUUUUGAGGGUUAG